Symbiodinium pilosum is the source of this 1653-nucleotide messenger RNA. NCBI's taxonomy places the organism in Eukaryota, Dinophyceae, Suessiales, Symbiodiniaceae. The record is from the annotation of a GenBank genome assembly.
AUGCAGAUCAGGUUCAGUUCUAAACAUGCGUCAUGGCACUUGCUUGUCAUAUUGAGGCACUGCAACAGCCCUGACAAAGACGUUCGGGCACCCUUAGUGGCUGGACUUCAGGAGAUGGUGGAGUCAGACCAGAGACUUGAGGGUUCCAAGGAGGCCGUGAUUGCCAUCGGCCGCUUAGCCCAGGGCAUGGCUGGACGAAAGGCCAAAGCUGGCAACAAAGCAGAGGAUGCCUCAGACAACAGCCAGUCGCACCGCGGGCUACACUUCGAGCUUUUGCAGGUCUUGCUGCGCUUGCCCAUCGGUCGCGCGGAUGCCGCUGAGUUGGCUGGACCAGGAGGGGACAUGUCUAAUGCGGAUGACGACGUCAAGAAGGGCCUGGCCGAGGCCUCCAUUACGCUGAGCGCCGAGCAGCUGCGGAAGCGAGAAGGUGAGCUGCUCUACGAGGUUUUCGUGGUCUACCUCCGCAUCCUGCGACAGCGACACUUGCACAGCCGUGAGUUGAUGGGCACUGUGCUCACCGGCUUGGCACGGUGGGGACAACAGGUGAAUCUCGAGCUUCUGCUGGAAAUCCUUUCUGAGCUACGGCUGGCAGUCAAGGAUGCCAUUGCGAGAGGCGAUGAGCUGGUGGCCUUACAUGGCCUCAACUGUGCUUUGGUGCUGCUGAGCGGGCCAUCGCAGGCUUUGCUCACAGACGUGAGCUGGCUCUCGGAUUCAAUGACGAGCCUGGCCCGGGCCACAUCGCUGGGCACCUCGCGGAGCCUCUCCGCACCACGAGGCGCCACCCGACGGACUGCGUCCAUCGGAGCACAGCGCGCACAGCGCGCCAGGCGCGACUGGGACGCCGCACCAGUAGAGCCCAACGAGGACGAUCGUUGCUUUGCCUACUACCUUGCCAACAGCUUGGACAUACAGGCGUUGACUGACAACUGGAAGGUAAUUCGCUUCCACAGCGAUGUGGCGUUGCUCAAGGUUGAUGAGAAAGACUGCUUUGUCUUCUCUUUCGGCUGCUUGGUCUGCUGGGGAUGCACGCCUCAGGAGGUCAAUUCUGCCAGGGAGUCCGUCCGGAACUUCCUGAAGGAACCACUGGCGCCUGCGCAAGUGGAAACUGACAAUCUGGACAUCGCAGGGGGCGAUGCGCUGCCUGUUUGCCACAAGGUCCAGGAGCGCAUUGGCAUCGCAUAUUCCUUGGCACAAUCUGUCCGCCUCAGCUACUGGGAGCAGCGGAUUGACCAAUGGAUCGCUGCCACGCGCACCAUUCCGGAAGACAUGGCGCGAACAGGGCGGGUGUUACUAAGCAGCGAACGUGUUGCCAUGAUGAUGGGGGAGCUCUUUGCCUUGAAGAACAAGGUGAAUCUUGAGUUCGACACACUCGACACCCCGGAUGUCUUCUGGGAGUUUGAAGACGCGGAGCCCAUCUACGUCUAUGCAAGGCAGCACCUGGAUGUGGACAGAAGGAUCCACAUCGUAAACCAGCGCUUCGAGGUGCUUGAGGACAUGUUCGACGUGCUUCAAGACAAGUUGGAUGAACGGCAGGGGACCAGGCUCACGUGGAUCAUCAUCUGGCUGUGUGCUCUGGAGACUAUUUUUUCGGCGCUCAAGAUCAUUUGGACAGCAGGGCUUCUUCCGGCAGUGCAAAACGCAGUGCCGGCCUGA